AUGCCAGCACGCGGCGAAGUCAGCCGACGGAAGUCGCUGCAACGGGUUCGCCAGAACGAAAACAGCAUUGAGGAGUUCAAUGCUUUGGUGACUUGUUUAAAGGAGCGGCACGUCGCGAAAGAAUGGCUGUUUGAGAUGCUGGCAGACGUCUUUGCUCAGGACAUAAUGUGCUUCUCUUCGGCAUAUAACCGGGACAUUGUCUAUGAGUACAAAGAUGCCAUCACGCACUGCAGCUUGCGUGCACUUUAUUCAGACGGCAUGAUUAGCAGCACGUUUGUCCCGGCGGUUGAGAUUGCGCUGGCUGGCAACCCAGUCGCUGUUGCAGAGCACUGA
This is a messenger RNA of Symbiodinium sp. CCMP2592, 333 nucleotides long. Lineage: Eukaryota; Dinophyceae; Suessiales; Symbiodiniaceae. The record is from the annotation of a GenBank genome assembly.